ACUCGUGAAAAGCGUAUACGCACGAUGAAAAACAUUAUGCUAAUAAUCACGCAGCCGUGGAAGGUUGUGAAGGUGUAGUGAAAGUCGCAGGUAGUCUUUGUGUGAGGACAAACCGGAGAAGGACGAAGGUGAGGAAAAAGAGGAAGAAGAGGAGAGAACUGUGUGGGAUAAAAAUAGCAUGGUAUCGUCGCAAAAUAAAAACUGAUGAUGCGAACCUGCAGAAUGACGAUCUCAGGAGCCAGACUCGCCCGGCAAGGAGAAGAAGUAAAAGAAGAGAGGAGACAUAAGGAGCACCGUAGACGGAAGAAAAAGGUCGUUGUUUCUAAAAAGGAAGAUCAGAACACGCCGCUGAAAGAAGAAGAAGAAGAAGAAGAAGAAGAAGAAGAAAAAAGAAGCAGUUCUCAACCCCGGUAAUAAUAAUGAUAAAUAUAUCGAUUACCAUAGCAUUACGUAGCGUUGCAAAUAACGUUUAAUACAUGAGUAAAUAACAGUAUAAAAAAUUUAAAAAAAUAAAAAAAACACCGCGUCGUGUGUAGGUACAGAUUAUCUUGUUUCAAUCAAUAGAGGAUAUGCAAUUGAUGACAUGUCCUUAACAUGUCUGUGGUGCAGUUUCCUUGGGAGUCGACUAGCUCCAUUGUGGUGCGUUGUGCGGCGAGCACGAUUGGUGGGAACCGACGGAGCGGUGGUUGUGCGUACGCUGAAAGAAAAUCUCCCACCCUCACGGUGAUUGCGCGCUGUUUCUGAUCACUCGAUCUGUCUCCACCUUAUAGUCUGUCCCGCGGUGCACCAAGACCACAUCUCGGUUGAAAGAGCCAAGCAGUCGAUCCAGCCCGCCGACCAGCUCGUAGUUAGCCGAGCCAAGUUAGCAAGGAAAAUGCGUUUCUUACGCGCGCAUACUGUAAGUGAACACCGUGAUACACACACCGGUCUUCAUAAUGGCGCGGCACGGUGACCGUUUUGGUACGAUAAAAAUCGAGGGCUGCCUUCGGGUGUUCCUGCGCCGGUUCGCGGAGAGCUGAAAGAAAAAGAAGAGGGAGAGGAACGGGUUCUCCGGUGCCAGUGUGCAGUCUAGUCGAAGACACAGAAUGAUAGCGAACGUCCGAUGAGCCAUCCCGCUUCCCGUUGUCCCUCUUCAGAGAGUGAGUGGAUGAAUGAAUGAGAGAGAGAGAGAGAGAGAGAGCGAGAGCGAGAAAGAAAGAAAGAAAGAAAAGGGUAACAGAAAGAAUAGUGAUUCUUCCGCGGUUGAUUGAGCUCUGCUGCCACUUUCGUCCUUUUCCUCCACCGUCACUGCCAGCGGCGAGAAAAGAAGAGAUGCCGAAGCGAGAGGAAAUGUUUAUCAGCGGCGAGGAUUCGCACGGGACUUAUACGCAGUCUGGAUGCAACGCGUUGGAAAACAUGUCCGCGAGGCGGAAGAAGAAAACAAAGAGAAUGAAGACGGUGCCGCCGGACGGCGGAUGGGGCUGGGUGAUCCUCUUCUCCGCGAUGCUCGUGAACUUUCUCAUCCCGGGCACCGUCAAGUCCUUCGGCGUGCUCUUCGUCGAAUUUCUGCACGUUUUCAAGGCGUCCUCCACCGCAGCUUCCUGGAUGCCGGCGUUAUGCUACUUUCUGUACAGCUCGUUAGGUCCUUUAUCUAGUAUACUGUCGACUAAAUACUCCUACAAAACUGUGACUCUCAUCGGCGGCGCCUUCGCGGCCAGUGGGAUGAUGCUGAGCUACUUCGCCAAUUCAGUCACUUAUCUUUACAUCAGUUACGGACUUAUGGUCGGAAUCGGCGCCGGAUUGUCAUUUCCUCCGACGGUUUACAUCGUCACGCAGUACUUUGAGAAGCUACGGGGGUUCGCGAACGGUUUGUGCAUAUCCGGCAGCGCGAUCGGCACCAUAGUCUUACCGCCGUUCUUGCAGUAUUUGCUGGACUGCUUCGGAUACAGAGGAGCGGUUCUCAUCAUGGGCGCGAUCACGCUGAACACGUUGAUCUGCGGUCUCCUGUACCAUCCGGUACAGCAACACAUGAAGAUCGUACCUCUGGACGAGGGUAUCGACAACGAAGCGCUUACUCUCGACGAGACCGUCAACGGGAAGCGAGAAUCGAUUGAGAAAAUCGGAAGUCAUUCGAAAUUGGAUCAAACCGGCGACGACGACGACGAGCGAGCUCGUAAACUGUCGGAUCUUCUUCAUAAAGUGGUGUUGGAAUCGACCAACGAGGUAUCGUCGGAAGAAACUUACCAAAAGAACAACAACGCCACUCCGAAGUCGCAGUCUUCUGACACUGUUAAAGAAAAUCCGAUCGCGCAAGAAGAGAUUCAGCAGGAAGACGAUCUGAACACGAACGUGGCGAGCAAUCUAGCGGAAAAUGACGUGCGGACUGUAUCCCGACGAGAUAGCGCCAUUGCCAAAGACAACAAGGAGCAGUUUAAUUCUUCGGUAACGGAGAAUCCGAAGGACGACACUGGCGGGAAACACGCGGAGGAAUCUUCGAAAUUGUCGGUGAAGAAUCCAGAGAAUAAUCUCGAGACAAACACAUGCUGGAAGACGCGCUUCGAUCUGAGUGUGCUGAGGGAUCCGAUUUACCUGGUAAUUCUGAUCUCCAACUCCACGUCGGCCAUCAGCAACACGAACUUCAUGAUACUGUUACCGUCGUACGCGAUCGACGAGGGUAUCGACAAGAACAAUGCGGCUCUGUUGCUGUCCAUCGUUUCCGCGUUGGAUCUGGUUGGCAGAAUCAGCGGCGCGUCCCUGUCCGACAUCGACUUCAUGCCCAAGUAUUACUACUUCGUCGGCGGACUCGGCACGAGCGGAAUCGCUCUGGCGCUGCUGCCUAUGGCGACCAGUUACACCAUGUUGUCGUUCUUCUGCGGCCUGUUCGGUCUGUCCUCGGGCAUGUACAUUGGCAUCACAACUGUCAUCCUGGCGGACAUGCUGGGUACCGAAAAACUUAGUUCGUCCUACGGUAUAUCGUUGUUCAUUAACGGCGUUCUGCAGCUCAUCGGGCCGCCCAUCUGCGGAGUCGUCUUCGAGGAGGUGCGCUCGUACAAGCCGAUCUUCCUCGCCUUCGGAAUCAUCCUGAUCCUGGGCACCGCGCUUUGGGCGGUGGUGCCGCUCAUCAAGAGGAACAAUAAAAAAGAUAUCGAAGCGAUGUAAGAUCGAACGAAACUGCAACAGCAAGCGAACGAGAGAAACUUGUUCGGAAACGAAACUGUAGUCGGGAAUUCGAUUGAGUAUAUCUUGGGAUUCGAAUGAAACUCGAUGUUCUUAGACAAAUUAGAUUGUGGGACCAAUCACCGUGGUUGAUACGAUCGUAAUACGAAUGAUCGUAUUUCUGACCUUCCCAUUGCUCGAGUAGUCGUAAUAUAAGUCUAGAAUAAUUUUUAUUGCCAGUAACACACACAAAAAAAACGUAGGUAUAUAUAUAUAUAUAUAUAAAUAUCGCUGAGAGAAUUGUGUACAAUAAUCUUACCGUAAGGAGUUUUUAAGGUAAGAGUAUAAUCUACAUGUUCCGUCAGACGACUUCGUGCCAAAGUGAUCAGGAAUGUUUUUACCGAUUCAAACCGCGUUAUAAAGCUCAGUUAUAGAGACACGAUAGAUAUAAAUCGCAUAAAUAUAUUGUCUGGAUAUGAAAGACAUCUUCAACUAAUAGUUAUAAAAAUGAGAUGCGACCAUAGCGCUACUGUCGUGCGAUCGACGUUUACGACAUAAAUCAACAACGAAUGGAGACUAUGGAUCACAUUUCUUCUCAGUGUACAUAAUUUGCUUACAUACGUAUGUAUACAUCUCACAGACAGACUGAGAAAUUAUACUCUUUCAGUUUUUAUUCUCGAGAACGCAUUUAUUUUCCCGACAAUCGUACGGCAGCAGGUCGACGAAGAUGUAGACCAAUCAGCUGUAACUUUUGUUCGAAAACAACAAAAAAAAAAGUGCCGAUCUCUUUAAAUAAGACAAUCGAUGAACUCCUUUUUUUUCAAGUUUGUUUUAUUAUAAUUCACGCAGAGGACUUUGACAUGUGUAUGUGUGUGUAUAUAUA
Messenger RNA from Pseudomyrmex gracilis, 4018 nucleotides. RefSeq lists its product as uncharacterized. Gene Ontology annotation, molecular function: monocarboxylic acid transmembrane transporter activity. NCBI's taxonomy places the organism in Eukaryota, Metazoa, Arthropoda, Insecta, Hymenoptera, Formicidae. The transcript is spliced from 6 exons. Bases 1156 to 3138 code for a protein of 660 amino acids. Gene Ontology annotation, biological process: monocarboxylic acid transport; transmembrane transport. The record is from RefSeq and is a predicted model, not a curated record.